AUGCCGAGAAGCAACAACAAAUUGGGUAUCUUUGGAGCAAUCAGUUACAUUGCAGGAUCGAUCAUUGGAGCUGGCAUUUUCGUUUCUCCAAAAACCGUUCUCGAGCAUUCCGGCUCGAUCGGGCUCUCACUUCUUUGUUGGCUGAUUGGAGCGGUGAUCGCUCUGCUAACAGCUUUGGUUUACAUCGAAUUGGCGACAUCGAUUCCGAUUAAUGGUUCCGAUUUUGCUUAUAUAAAUUUCGUGAAAUGGAAACCGUUAGCAUUCGCUUUUCUUUGGCUUUCCAAUUUGAUUCAAUCCUCUUGUGUCUGCGCAAUUCUCUUUGAAACUUUUGGCAGUUACAUGCUCGAAUCUCUUUCUCCUUUCAAUUUCGCAUUCACUCAAACGUCACGAAAAUUACUUCAGCAAUUACUUGGUUUCUCAUUGAUUUGGCUUCUUCUAUGGGCGAAUUUCUUUUCCCUGAAAAAGUACGCCUCCAAAAUUCAAAUCGUCAUCACUAUCAGCAAAUUGAUUGCAAUUUCGACAUUGAUUAUCACUGGGUUUUAUUAUAUGAUUUUUAAAGUAAAUCAAUCACAUCUUUCAUUUGAUGUUUUGUGGAAGGACUCAAAAAGUGAUCCGGGCUCAAUCGUUCUCUCAUUGUAUGCUGGCAUCUGGGCUUAUGGUGGCUUUGAUACGCUCAAUUUUGGAACUGAAGAUAUUGAACAGAAAGAUAUUAGAAAAAUCCUCCCAAUCGCUGUGAUUGGUGGUCUCUCGAUUGCUGCAAUCACUUAUCUUCUCGUAAACAUCGCUUAUUUCAUCAUUCUCACUCCACAAGAAAUUCUUAACUCCGAUGUGGUGGCUAGUAAAUUCAGCGAGAAAACCCUUGGCGAUUUGUCCUAUAUAAUGCCUGUAAUCAUUGCUCUUUUAAUGAUCAGUGCAAUCAAUUCCGAUCUUUUUGCCUGGAGUCGCUCGUUACUGGCUGGAUCACGAGCGAAAAUGAUGCCAAAAUUUCUGUCACUUAUCCAUGAGGAAAGCGGAUCACCCCGAGUGGCCCUCUUUUUCCAUGUCUCUCUCGCGAUUUGCGUUUCAUUCGUUGGCCAAAUCGAAACGCUCAUCAAUUGGGCAAUGGUGGCAAGUACAAUGAGCAGUACAACCACAGUGGCAGCUUUGAUUUUUCUCCGUCUCAAGCGAAUUCCCGUCAAUCCACUGGCUAUCAAGGUGAAUGGCACUCCCAAAGUCGUCAACUCAUCCCAACAACCACAGAGACCCCGACCGCAAUCUGAACAACCCGGACAACCACCAUUUAAACCACAGCAAUCACCCGCCUCUCCACCACAAUCACCUCAGACUCAACCACUUCCACCUCCACCUCCACCAGCUCCAGCUCUAGUUCCGGCUCCAGUUCCAGCUCCACCAGCUCCAGCUCUAGUUCCAGCUCCAGUUCCAAUUCCAGCUCCACAACCAUCGCCAGCUCCUCAACCACAACCAUCACCUAUGCCUCAACCACAACCCAUGCCAGUGCCAGCUCCAGCCCCAGCUCCACCCCCAGCUCCAGCUCCAGCUCCAGCUCCAGCUCCAGCCCCAGCUCCAGCUCCAGCCCCAGCUCCAGCCCCAGCUCCAGCUCCAGCUCCAGCUCCAGCUCCAGCCCCAGCUCCAGCUCCAGCUCCAGCCCCAGCUCCAGCUCCAGCUCCAGCUCCAGCUCCAGCUCCAGCACCAAUCCCUCCUCAACCACAACCAGCUCCGGCUCCUGUUCCAGUUAUAACUCCAUUCCCAGCACCCAUGCCUCAGCCACAGCCUCAGCCUCAGCCUCAGCCACAGCUUCAGCCACAGCCUCAACCGCAGCCUCAACCCCAGCCAAGUCCUGCACCAAUGAUGCCCCAGCCUCAGCCUCAACCUCAGCCCGUUCCAGCAUCUGUAGCCAUUCCAUCUUCAGCUCCUAUGCCAUUCAUCACUUUCCCGUCUCGACCAUUGCAAAGAUUCCCCUUUCCACCACGAUCGUGUCGGCCAACUUGCCAACAAAUCCCUGUUUUCACAACGGAAUUCUCCGAUCAUGAUCCGUGCACAUGGACAUUCCGACGUGGUUCUCAAUCAUUGAGCUGUGAUCGUUGUUGCCGCAGUCAAAUCUCUUCUCGUCACUGGAAUCGGCUUUCAUCCCGUCUUUCAUUCGACGGUCGUCAAUCAUUUUGCUCUUGUUGCACACAAUCUUUCUGUUUUAAUGGAGAA
Messenger RNA from Mesorhabditis belari, 2199 nucleotides. The record is from the annotation of a GenBank genome assembly. NCBI's taxonomy places the organism in Eukaryota, Metazoa, Nematoda, Chromadorea, Rhabditida, Rhabditidae.